Molecule: messenger RNA, 2580 nt
Organism: Carassius gibelio (silver crucian carp)
Lineage: Eukaryota; Metazoa; Chordata; Actinopteri; Cypriniformes; Cyprinidae
Product: interferon regulatory factor 4
Exons: 9
Coding region: 166-1461 (431 amino acids)
Biological process (GO): immune system process; regulation of transcription by RNA polymerase II
Cellular component (GO): nucleus
Molecular function (GO): protein binding; RNA polymerase II cis-regulatory region sequence-specific DNA binding; DNA-binding transcription factor activity, RNA polymerase II-specific
Source: RefSeq, a predicted model, not a curated record
ACGGGACGUCCGUCAUAUCUCACGCGCCCUGCAGGUGCGUAUGAACGCUCCACCCAGUCAAACGAUUGAAGAAAAGUCGCGGUCGAAAGCUGAACUACGUUACUGACACAUUUCAAAACUCGAAAGCUCUGAGAGAGGGCAGCACGCGCUCCUGUACUUUCUGCAAUGUGUUCUGAUGAAGAGCGCUCGAUGGCGGGGGGCUCCGGUAACGGAAAGUUGCGUCAGUGGCUGAUAGAGCAGGUGGACACCGGAAAAUACCCUGGACUCGUGUGGGAGAACGAGGAGAAGAGUAUCUUUCGGAUUCCGUGGAAGCAUGCGGGCAAACAGGACUACAACAGGGACGAGGAUGCUGCGCUCUUCAAGGCUUGGGCCCUAUUCAAAGGCAAGCACCGGGAGGGUAUUGACAAACCUGACCCACCAACUUGGAAAACACGUCUUCGAUGUGCUCUUAACAAGAGCAACGACUUUGAGGAGAUUGUGGAGCGCAGUCAGCUUGAUAUAUCAGACCCCUAUAAAGUGUAUAGGAUUGUUCCAGAAGGAUCCAAAAAAGGAUCCAGAUCCCUUGAAGAUUCACAGUCCAAUUCAAGCUCACCCAGUUAUCCAAUACACCCGCCUUAUGCACCAGCACCAUCUCAGGUGUGCAACUAUCUUUCUCCAGCAGACAGAGGAUGGAGGGAUUACUCAACCCUGUCUGAGAUCCCUUACAGCCAGAGCCCCUACACUUCACGCUGGGAACCUGGGUACCAGUUCAGUGGCUCUUUCUACAGUUGCAAUGCAUCUGAUCCACAGCCAUCACCCUUCACCCUGGACACCAGCAUGAGAUCUGCUGAGGCAGUGGCCCUCUCGGAUUACCGCCUACAUGUGGUGGUGUUUUACCGGGAAACUCUGGUGCGAGAGGUAACAGUGAAUAGUCCAGAAGGGUGUCAGCUGGGCCCUAGCAGAGAGGGACAGGCCUACUCUUCUCCUGGGGCCCCAGAGCUGGUUGAACUCCCUCAUGCUGAAGGGGCAUCUCUGGAGCGUGGCGUUAUACUCUGGAUGGCCCCUGACGGGCUCUACGCUCGCCGCCGCUGCCCCUGCAGGGUGUACUGGGAGGGAGCUCAUGCACCACCUACCGACAAGCCCAACAAGCUGGAGAGAGAACAGAACUGCAAACUGCUGGACACUCAUCUGUUCAUAACAGAGUUGCAGAGUUACGCCCUGCACACUCGUCCUGCACCAUGUUCUCAAGUCCUGCUAUUCUUUGAGGAUGAGAGCACCGAUGCUCAAAGACCAAGAAGGACUUUCACAGUGCAGGUUGAGCCACUGUUUGCUCGUCAGCUUCUUUUCCUCAGUCAUCCCAGCAGCAUGAACUACAUCCGCAGCCAUGAGCUUUCACACCUGCCCACUGAACACACCCUCUCCCCGACCCAAGACUACCACAGAGUCAUCACGCAUCUCCCUAACAGCACCCCUCAAAAUUGAUCCUGGAAUAACAUCUUGCUUAACCCAGGGUUAAAGCAAGUUUUAAUCCUGGGUUAAAGAGAUAGUUCACAAUAAAGAAUGAACAUUCGGUUAUCAUUUACUCACCCUCAUGCUGUUCCAAACCUGUAUGACUUUCUUUCUUCUGUGGAACAUAAAAAGAAGGUAUUUUGAAGAACAAUGAGAACAAAACGACCCAUUGACUUCUACUGUAUUGUAUUUGUAAAAGUGUUUUUAUGUUCCACAGAAGAAAGAAAGCCAUACAGGUUUAGCAUGAAAUGAGGGCGAGUAAAUGACAUAAUUUUCUGAAUUCGUUUUGUAAUUUUUAAAGGGGGUUAGCUCCAUUUUUAACUCAGGGUUACUAAGCUUUGCUUAUGAACAGAUGAUGGACAAGCAGUUAUUAAAAGUGUUUACAUGCCCAACAAGUGCCAUACUUGUCCAAUCAAAGUGCAAAACAAGAAUGAUAACCCAGAGUUUAAAUGUACAUUGAAAAAUCUCAAACUGAAAAACCCAGGACAAAAUAUUAACCCAGGGUGAGGUUUAAACAGGGUUUAAACAGGACUGUUAAUCCUGGGUUAACUGUAAAAAUCACCCAAGUCUUGUAAGCUAAAGUGUAAAAGGUUAAUGUUGGAAUUCUGCUGUGCCUUUAGGGACACUAGAGCGGAGCAGAACCCUACCAGGAUAAUGUAGUGAUAACAGACAACAUCAGAUGCAAAACUGUUGUCAUGUUUAAAACUGAGAAAGACGUAAAUGUGUGUUCAACUCAGAAGGAUAAAUGAUUGUAUUAUGUCGGCAUACAGUCAAAUGUGUUGACUUUUUGCUGACAUGACAAAAGAAUGUAAAGUGUGAAUAUUAGCUGUGAUUCAUUGUUUCUUGCUUGUUUAAGCUGCAUUCAGAAAAUAAAUGCCAAAGAAGUUGAUGUAUAUAGGCUAUGCAUUUAGAAAAAAAACUCAAGUCAAUUUUCAAAUUGCUGUUCUUUUAUAAACAUUUUUGUGUACAAUUCUGAAUAACUGUUCUACUUUUUUAUUCCACUACUUUUGCUGUUUUGUUACUGAAAUGCCUAAAAAUUGAUGCCAACUUUGAUUUUAAUAAAAAAAGUGGAAAAAACUGAGUGCAUGUGCU